CACUGAUCAACAUCCACAUCUCACCACCACCACCACUCACUCUCAGCCUCGCCUCCUCUGUCUCUCCCACCCGAAUCCGAUCCUCAGCCUCGGCUUCACACUGAACUUUCCCUCAAUCAAAAUAUCGAUUUACCUUAAUAAUCCAUACAAAAACCAAAAAAAAACAAAACCAAACCAAAAACCAAACCAUGUCAUUCUCCAUCCCAUUCGGUUCUCUCAUUCCCUCCAGACCACCACCAGCACCACCCAACCAACAACAACAACAACAACAAAACCAACAACAACAUCAACAAAAAGAAAACCACCUAUCCUCCUCAUCAUCCUCAACCUCUUCAACCUCACCCUACCAACACCACCACCAGUCAUUCAACCAACGAAGCUCACUCCAUCAGUCCAUCACAUCUGGUCAUGCACCUUCGAUCCUCUCAAAAUCAACAAGCAGUAUGAUCGGAUCAGCACCAUUCCCUUCCAACCCUUCAAGCCCUUCCCUCUCUGGCUCAAACCUAGCACUCCAACCCAACCCAACAACGAUCGUCCGAAGAGGGUUUGCCAAACUCAAGGAGGACGGGCUAAGAUCUUGGAUCUGGUCACAACGAUGGUUGAUACUCAGAGAACAAACCUUGACUUUCCAUAAGAACGAGACCACCUCCACCGCAGCUGCCUUGAUCUUCCUCAAGGAAAUCACCAACGUCACCCGAACCGAUCUAAGACCCUACUGCUUAGAGGUCGAGACUAAGGAUAAGACCUACAACCUAGCACUCAAGAACGAUGAGGAACUCUACGGCUGGAUGGAUGACAUCUACUCCCGAUCACCCCUCAUGGGCGUAUCAAAUCCAACUAACUUUGUCCACCAGGUUCACGUCGGAUUCGAUGCCGUCUCUGGCGCAUUCACCGGCUUACCCGAGCAAUGGACCAGACUCCUCACCAGUUCUGCGAUCACCAAGGAGGAUUAUGCCAAGAACCCUCAGGCGGUCCUCGACGUACUCGAGUUCUACACUGACAUCCAGAAACGGGAGAACGAGGAGUAUCCGAUCGGAUCCGGUGGCCAUCAACACCAGCAAUCCAUCGAUACCUCCAAACUCGAUCACUACCACCACCAACACCAACACUCCGAAUCCACUCACCCCUCACCCAACAUCCAAAACAACAACUCACAAAACUCCUCCAAUACCGGCUUCUCAUCCUAUCCCUCCCGAACCGCCCCCUCUCCGGUCAUCCAACACUCCGAGUCCUCUAACCAUUCUGCUGGUCUUGGUGAUCCCGGCCAGUCCUCCUCCUCGACCAACUUCCCACGAAUCAACAACCCACAACCAUCUCAGUCCCGGCCGAACCUAGUCCCACAACGUGUCGCACCGGUGGCCCCAUCGGCCACCCCGGGCUCCGGCGGACUUAAGCCGCUGAGCCUGUCCUCCUCUGCCUCCCCACGUCCGCCAGUCCAACCACCCCGAGAGAGCGCAAAGCAACUAGCGCCGGCCAAGACCCAAGGGCCUAAACCUCUCACUCUCGGCCAGCCCCGGCCCGCCAACGGGGCUACCACUACCACCACCACCACCAACAACAACAACAACAACACGGGCACCGCCAAGCCCUCAGGCAAUGCCGUCCCCGCUAAACCGGCCGCCUCAGCCCCACCGAGUCAAGAGACCAACCAACCAGCACAAGCACCGAUCAAGGCACUCCAGACGGUCAAGAAACAGGAGGCCAAACAGAACGAACGAAGGAUCUCGAGUCUGACUGAGGCGCAAAUCAUGGCGAAGCUUAGGACGGUAGUCUCGCCACAAGAUCCGAACCAGAUCUAUGCAAAGAUCAAGAAGGUUGGACAGGGGGCCUCAGGCUCGGUGUAUGUGGCUAAGACCUUGGCCACCGGAGCUAAGGUGGCCAUCAAACAGAUGGACCUCAAAGUCCAGCCUCGUAAGGAACUUAUCGUCAACGAAAUCCUCGUCAUGAAAGAAUCCCAACACCCCAACAUCGUCAACUUCCUCGACUCUUUCAUCGUCCGUGAUGACGAACUUUGGGUGGUCAUGGAGUUCAUGGAGGGCGGAGCGUUGACAGAUGUGAUCGAUAAUAAUACGAUGGAGGAGGAUCAGAUCGCUAGUAUUUGCUUCGAGAGUUGUAAGGGAUUGCAACAUUUACAUAAUCAAAGCAUCAUUCAUCGAGACAUCAAAUCAGACAACGUGCUAUUAGAUGCGCAAGGACAUGUGAAGAUCACCGAUUUCGGGUUCUGUGCCAAACUGACGGACCAGAAAUCGAAGCGGGCGACGAUGGUGGGCACGCCGUAUUGGAUGGCCCCCGAGGUCGUCAAGCAGAAGGAGUACGGCGCUAAGGUCGAUAUCUGGUCCCUCGGAAUCAUGGCGAUCGAGAUGAUCGAGAACGAACCGCCGUAUUUGGACGAAGAGCCGCUCAAGGCUUUGUAUCUUAUCGCUACUAAUGGUACUCCUACUCUUAAAAAACCGGAACGAUUGAGUAAAGAACUCAAGAACUUCUUGGCGGUCUGUUUGUGUGUAGACGUGAAGAGUCGAGCGACGGCUGACGAACUCAUCCAACAUGAGUUCUUGAAAAAAUCAUGUACUUUGGCCGGGUUGGCGCCCUUGCUUAAGUUCAAAACUUCCUCGAGAUGAUCCCUCUCCCGCUCCCUCUCUGACUCAAUUUCAAUCGGUUUCAAUCCACCUCUCUACAUCUUCUUCCUUCCUUCCUUCCUAUCUCUCUUUUUUAUCAAGUCAUCAUCCCCUUUUUUUUAUUUCUUUUAUACUUGAUAUAUAUAUUGGUGUGUGUUUGUGUGUGUGUGUGUUUUGUUUGAAGACGACUUAAAAGAAAACGACGUGUCUCUCCUUAUCUCUCUCUCUCUCUCUCUGCUGUUAUCUCUCUUCCUUGUUUUUUUCCCUUAUCCAAUAAUGAUCAUAAUGAAAGUCUCGUUUCCUUUUCCUUUUUUUUCCUCAUCUCAUUCUCAUCCUCAUCUGCCCCACACAUGCAGUCCUAUUUGUUUGGUUGGUUGGUUGGCUAGUUUUUUUGUAUUCUCUCAGACGCCUCAUGACUCUCAACAAUCCUCUCCCAUUUUUUUGUUUUGUUUGUUUUGUUUUCUGAAACGGUUCUGUUGUUUUUUUUUGUAUAUAAUAUACAAUAUAAGCGUAUAAUGUUAUGAUAGAAUCACCCCAAAUCGAUGAGCAUAUUGAGUCUCAGUGUUGCAUAUAAAUCACAUCAAGAUUGGUAGUCAUGUCAUGUCGUGUCGUGUCAUACAUCUAUCCAUAUAUAAACAUAACAUAUCUUCUUUCUUUCUCUUGCUGGCUUGCUUGAUUUAAAGUAAUCCGAUUACUUUCUUUAUUGGUUUGGUUGAUGAAUACACUGGUCCUGUUUUUUUUUUUUUUUUAAUCAUCAUGCAAUCAUACAAAUGAACCAAGCCG
This is a messenger RNA of Puccinia graminis f. sp. tritici CRL 75-36-700-3, 3398 nucleotides long. Its product is annotated as STE/STE20/PAKA protein kinase. NCBI's taxonomy places the organism in Eukaryota, Fungi, Basidiomycota, Pucciniomycetes, Pucciniales, Pucciniaceae. The record is from RefSeq and is a predicted model, not a curated record. The transcript is spliced from 6 exons. Gene Ontology annotation, molecular function: protein serine/threonine kinase activity; ATP binding. Gene Ontology annotation, cellular component: cytoplasm. Gene Ontology annotation, biological process: intracellular signal transduction; regulation of MAPK cascade; protein phosphorylation. Bases 189 to 2618 code for a protein of 809 amino acids.